This is a messenger RNA of Akanthomyces muscarius, 219 nucleotides long. RefSeq lists its product as uncharacterized. The coding region runs from base 1 to 219 and encodes 72 amino acids. The record is from RefSeq and is a predicted model, not a curated record. The transcript is spliced from 5 exons. Gene Ontology annotation, biological process: attachment of spindle microtubules to kinetochore. Gene Ontology annotation, cellular component: mitotic spindle; DASH complex. Lineage: Eukaryota; Fungi; Ascomycota; Sordariomycetes; Hypocreales; Cordycipitaceae.
AUGGAGAGCCCGCACGAGCACCAACAGAAUCUCCUUCUGUCCCGUAUAAUCAACAACGUGGAAAAACUGAAUGAAGCUGUUGUUGUAAUGAAUAAGAGUCUUCAGGAUAUCAACAUACAAAAUAUGAAUGUCGAGCUGGUGGCGCAAAUGUUCAAAAACUACCAGUCAAACGUAUUAUUUCAUCUUGAAGCCACGGAUAAUUUGAAGCCGCCGUCUUAA